AUGGUGUCCCAAAGAGGAAUAGAAGCCAAUCCAGAAAAAGUACAAGCUAUCAUUGACAUGGCCCCACCCAAGACUGUCAAGGAGGUACAAAAACUUACAGGAAGGAUAGCAGCUCUAAAUAGGUUCGUCUCUAGGGCCACAGAAAAAUGCCUGCCCUUUUUCAAAACCCUCAAGCAAGCUUUCGUUUGGACCGACGAAUGCGAAGCAGCGUUCCAAGAGCUGAAGCGAUACCUGAGCAGUCCACCUCUCCUGAGCCCGUCCAAAGGAGGGGAGAACCUAUACUUGUACCUGGCGGUGUCAGCCUCGGCAGUCAGCGCAGCCUUGAUUAGAGAAGAGGGCAAAAAGCAACUCCCGGUGUACUACGUCAGUCAGGCCUUUCAAGGAGCUGAGUUCAGAUACCCGAGGAUUGAAAAGAUUGCGUUCGCGCUUAUAGUAGCCUCGCGCAAGCUCAGGCCGUAUUUCCAGUCAAAUCCUAUCCUUGUGAUGACGGAUCAGCCAAUUAAGAAAUCAAUGAACAGACCAGAAGCAGCAGGGAGAAUGGUCCAAUGGGCAAUCGAACUCAGCCAAUUUGACAUCGAGUACCAUCCAAGAGCAGCCAUCAAGGCACAAGCUCUGGCUGACUUCAUCGCCGAAUUCACUCUUCCAGACGAAGAAGGAACUACAGACGAAGUUGAUAAAUGGACAAUACAGACAGAUGGUUCGUCGGCCCAAAAGAGGGGGGGAGUAGGGGUCGUCAUAACUACCCCCGACGGAGAAGUGAUGAAGUAUGGAGUUCAACUGGAAUUCCCAGCCACCAAUAAUGAAGCCGAAUAUGAAGGAAUAUUGACGGGCUUGAGGCUUGGAAAAGCUCUUGGUGCCAAAAAUUUGCUGGUCCAGAGUGAUUCAAAGCUGGUAAUCGGACAGAUCAGUGGAGAGUACGAGGCAAAGGAGGAAAGGAUGCAGAAAUACCUUAAACUGACGAGGCAAUUAACUCAGGAGUUCGACACAGUGGAUUUCGUCCAGAUACCAAGAAACCAGAAUAUUGAAGCUGACGAAGUGUCGAAACUAGCGUCGUCAGAAGCAGGAAUGACAAGCACAGACGUGGCAAUAGAAAUUCAGAAAUGCCCAAGUAUUGAAGAGGUAGCAGUGCUCACCACCCAGGGAACAAACACCUGGAUGACGCCCUUAAUAUCCUUCCUCCGAGACGGACACUUACCUCAGAAUACUGACGAAGCCAGAAAGGUCAGAAAGAGAGCGGCUAGGUUCACGAUCCUAAAUGACGUCUUGUACAAGAGAGGCUUCUCUAUGCCCUACCUGAAGUGCGUCGGCGAGGAUGAGGCCAAAUACAUCCUAGAAGAAGUACACGGAGGAGUUUGUGGCGACCAUGCCGGCCCCAGAUCCCUAGUAAACAAGGUGAUAAGAGCGGGGUACUUUUGGCCAACCAUGCAGGGGGAUGCUGCUAACCUCGUCAGAAGAUGCAACAGAUGCCAGCGGUACGGGAAUGUACAACGGCUUCCAGCAGAGAAGAUGACGACCAUAUCCUCCCCAUGGCCAUUCGCGCAAUGGGGAAUCGACAUCGUCGGUCCUCUGCCCCAAGUAGAGGCCCUAGCAACCAUCACUGAGGCUCGGAUCCGGAGCUUCGUGUGGAAAAACAUUAUCUGUAGGUUCGGGAUCCCUUUGACGAUCAUAUCUGAUAAUGGGAAGCAGUUCGAUAGCCAAGGCUUCAGAGAGUUCUGCUCGAACCUCGGGAUCAAGAAUCAGUUCUCAUCCCCGGGACACCCCCAGGCAAAUGGACAGACAGAAGUAACAAACAGGACGUUGCUCAAGAUAAUCAAAACCAAGCUCGACGAAGCAAAAGGUGCCUGGCCAGAAAAGCUGCCUAGUGUCUUGUGGGCAUACAGGACUACAGCCAGAACCCCGACAGGAGAGACGCCCUUCAGGCUUACCUACGGCUCAGAAGCAGUGAUCCCAGUAGAAGUUGGAGUAACAAGCAUCAGGCGAGGAGCUUUUAGAGAGGGACUCAAUGACGAGGGGCUGCGGUUCAACCUGGAUUGCUUGGAUGAAAUAAGAGACAACGCGUCCAGUAGAAUGACAAAGUAUCAAAAGAAAAUGGCCGAGUAUUACAAUAAGAGGGUCAAACUCAGGCGUCUGGCCAUAGGGGACCUCGUCCUUCGCAAAGUCACUAUAGCUACUAAAGACCAUACUCAAGGGAAGCUGGGCCCUACAUGGGAAGGGCCAUAUCGCGUCGUUCAUUACUCUAGGCAAGGGAGUUACCAUCUGGAAACUAUGGACGGACGAAAGCUCCCUCGUCCUUGGAACAUUGAGCAUUUAAAGAAAUACCAUGAGUAA
Quercus robur (English oak) is the source of this 2328-nucleotide messenger RNA. RefSeq lists its product as uncharacterized. NCBI's taxonomy places the organism in Eukaryota, Viridiplantae, Streptophyta, Magnoliopsida, Fagales, Fagaceae. The coding region runs from base 1 to 2328 and encodes 775 amino acids. Gene Ontology annotation, molecular function: RNA-DNA hybrid ribonuclease activity; nucleic acid binding. The transcript has 2 exons. Gene Ontology annotation, biological process: DNA integration. The record is from RefSeq and is a predicted model, not a curated record.